Molecule: messenger RNA, 1395 nt
Organism: Exophiala spinifera
Lineage: Eukaryota; Fungi; Ascomycota; Eurotiomycetes; Chaetothyriales; Herpotrichiellaceae
Exons: 5
Coding region: 1-1395 (464 amino acids)
Molecular function (GO): iron ion binding; heme binding; oxidoreductase activity, acting on paired donors, with incorporation or reduction of molecular oxygen
Source: RefSeq, a predicted model, not a curated record
AUGGCACAACUGCAGAGUCUGGUCGCUAACGUAAAGACCGUAUCCCCGCUCCUGGCAGGAUGCGGGCUCCUCGGGAUAUGGGUGCUGUUUCAGCUGUUUUCCUACCUUCGAGAUCCUUUGAGAGACAUACCCGGCCCAUUGGCGGCACGAUUCACCAGGCUAUGGUAUCUGAAAGAAGUCGCCUGCGGUCGUUUUGAGCAGACCAAUAUCGCCCUGCACAGAAAGUAUGGACCGAUUGUCAGGAUCGCUCCACACUACUAUUCCAUCGACGAUAUGAAUGCGAUCUCGACCAUUUACGGUCAUGGCACACAUUUUGUCAAGGGUAAAUGGUACAUCGCGUCGGCGACACCGACCAGUAAAGUGCCCAAUCUCUUCACUGAACUCGACCCCGACGUCCACUCGGCCGUUCGACGAAAGGUGGCUUCCUUGUACUCGAUGACAAGCCUGGUAGCCAUGGAGCCCAAUGCCGUGGAAUGUGCUCGGUUGUUGGCUGAGAAAUUCACCGCUUUGGCUGAGUCGCGCAAGCCGUUCAACCUGCAAGUGUGGCUGCAAUACUUCGCAUUUGACACCAUUGCCCUGAUUACACUGAGCAAACGAUUCGGCUUCCUCGACACCGGUGAAGACAAUGGCGGCAUGAUCGACGCCUUACACAAGUAUCUGCUGUACCUUUCCAAGGUCGGUGUGAUCCACGAGUGGCAUUCGACCUUGAACUGGAUCCUGUCGUUCAUGCCGAAGCAAGGCAUGCAUUACUUGGGAAGCUUCAUGAUAGACCAAGUCGCCGAAGGACAACGACAACGGCCCAAAGGAAGUCUCGAGAAGGAUGAGUCAAAGCCCACAGACGACUUUCUGACGAAACUGUUACGCAUGAACGCUCUCCAACCAGAAAAGUUCUCAAUGGAAGAUGUCUACUCCAUUUGCAUGACCAAUAUCGGAGCUGGGUCUGACACCACUUCUGUCAGUCUUGCUGGUAUCCUCUACUGCCUCAUGAAGAACCCAGAGGCACUGGAUAAGGUCAGAAAGGAGAUUGACGAAGCAAUGGAAGGCUGUGGGCCGGAUGAAAUGCUUAGUUUCCAAGAAACUCAGAAGCUGCCUUAUCUCCAGGCAUGUAUCAAGGAAGGUCUGCGUGUGCAUCCCGCUACUGGCCUACCCAUGGUGCGUGUUGUACCCAAAGGUGGGUCCACUAUUGCAGGACGAUAUUUUCCAGCAAAGACCGAGGUCGGUGUGAACAGUUGGGUGGCUCACGCCAACCAGCGCAUAUUCGGUCCAGAUGCGGACAAGUUCAGACCAGAGAGAUGGCUUGAGUCCGCGGAAAGGACAUCAGAUAUGAACAGAUACAUCAUGACAGCAAGUAGCCCCAAGCGCUGGGGCAAGACAUGUACUAACUGGUUGUCUUAG